This is a messenger RNA of Volvox carteri f. nagariensis, 700 nucleotides long. RefSeq lists its product as uncharacterized. The coding region runs from base 35 to 700 and encodes 221 amino acids. The record is from RefSeq and is a predicted model, not a curated record. NCBI's taxonomy places the organism in Eukaryota, Viridiplantae, Chlorophyta, Chlorophyceae, Chlamydomonadales, Volvocaceae. The transcript is spliced from 4 exons.
ACGCACACACACACACACGCACACGCACACGCACAUGCACAUGCACACGCACACGCACACGCACACGCACACGCACACGCACACGCACACGCACACGCACACGCACACGCACACGCACACGCAGCAUGACAGCUAUACUACGUAUCCGCAGCUGCAGCAGUCAAUAUACCUCUUUUUUUGUCUUAUCACAGAGCAGCACACAGAAGAGCACAUACACGUCUGUAUACAUCUGUGUACAGAGACGCGGCGUGUCGUGCACACAUGUACUAUUAGACACGCCUUUGCAGAAAGUAUAAGGACACGCCUGACAAGAUAUACGUGCUCUGCUCAGCACACAGAAGAGCACAUACACGUCUGUAUACAUCUGUGUACAGAGACGCGGCGUGUCGUGCACACAUGUACUAUUAGUACACAUCUCCUAAACGUUCAUCUUCAACGGCGCACUGCCCAAAAAGAUACGCCGCUUGACAUGCUUAUAAUUAUAAGGUUGGGAGGAAAGUCGUGGGGGUGGGGAGACGGUGGAGGUAUAGUAGCGAGACGGUGGAGGACGUGGUGGAGAGACACAGAUACGCCGAUACGGAGAGGACGGAGAGGGUUUGGUGAUAUUUCUGGGAAUGGACACAGAGCGACACAGAGUGACCGACAGCAGGACAGCAGGAGGGGGACGGACUCUGACACAGAGAGAUUGUUCGUGAUGUAA